Molecule: messenger RNA, 11757 nt
Organism: Crotalus tigris (Tiger rattlesnake)
Lineage: Eukaryota; Metazoa; Chordata; Lepidosauria; Squamata; Viperidae
Gene: ARHGAP23
Product: Rho GTPase activating protein 23
Exons: 24
Coding region: 614-5893 (1759 amino acids)
Biological process (GO): signal transduction
Molecular function (GO): protein binding; phospholipid binding
Source: RefSeq, a predicted model, not a curated record
AGGUGGGGUGGGGCAGAGAUGGUCUGAUAGUUCAGAGCAGCUGCACGACUGUCUGUGUGAAGGAGUAAAGCUUUAUUCUCUUUCUGCCUGCCUAGCUGUCAAGUCCCAACCCAGUCUCUCUGAUUUGCAUCCAUCUCAUUCUCAUCAGGCAGAUUUUGCUAUUGCCGCUGACGCCUCCUCCUCCUCCUCCUCUUCCACUUCUCCCCUUGCAAUUAGCUUUGUGCGUUCAGCCCUAGGGCUUUUCCCUCUCUGUUUCCACCUUCUUUAGGAAGGGGAACGUGUUAUUCCAAGGCCAGUUGACAUGUUCACUUGAGUGUAUGAGCCUACAGAUAUCUGGCGUGCCUGGACUUGGAAAUCAACAUUUGAUAUGAAGACAAAAGACUUGAGACAGCAAGAACAACUUUUUGAAUAGGAGAGAAGAGCAACAUACGAGCAAACAGAACAGUAAGGGAGAAAUCUAUGUUUUAUUGAUCAGUGAAUCUCAAUGAAAUCAGAACGACCUAGCUUUUGGGAAAAAAGCUUUUGAAGCCUCCAAGUUUACUCUGAUCAACUGGUUCUGUCUCUUUUGAUAUUGCUGCUUCUGGAUCAGAAAUUUUCUUUGCUUCAGAGUGGAAUGGUAGAAGAAGGUAGAAGCCGGGGAGAUCCAGCUCCCUGUAGUGGCAGGCAACAGAGAUCCCCACACUUUCUUGCCUCAUCACAGCGGGGCAUUUCAGUGGUAAGCAAAGCAGUAUGGAGUGUGGCACGAACAGGGAAUGGCUGGCAUUUUGAGCAAGCUGUUGGAGUAGAUUGUAGCUUGCCAGAACCUCGCUGCAUCUGGCUGACAAGUUUGCGGAACAACGAUGCUGAAUGUUGGGAGAGACGAUGGCGGCGUGCUGGAGCAAUGAUGGCCUGGCAGAAAUGCCAUGCACGACCCAGGAGGGCCAGGAAGCUCACGCCAAAACUGGUCCAAAGAGAUGGUACAGCCACAAAUGCCAAUGCAGCCCCCGUGGAGUCAUUUCCCUGGGUGGGGCCAAAGACAGUGGUGUUGCACAAAAACCUUCAGGGCGGUUAUGGCUUCACUCUCCGGCAUUUCAUUGUCUAUCCCCCAGAAUCAGCUGUGCACACCAACGUGAAGGAAGAAGAAAAUGGAAACAGAACAGCUCCUCCGCGGAACCGGCUGGAACCCAUGGACACCAUCUUUGUCAAAAAUGUAAAGGAAGAUGGGCCAGCACACCAGGCUGGUCUCCAGACAGGAGACCGUUUGGUUAAAGUGAAUGGUGAAAGCAUCAUUGGGAAAACUUAUUCACAGGUUAUCAGCCUCAUACAGAACUGUGAAGAUGCUUUGGAACUCACCAUUAUGCCAAAAGAUGAGGAUAUUCUGCAACUGGCAUAUUCUCAAGAUGCAUACUUAAAGGGCAAUGAACCAUACUCUGGAGGGGCACAGAGCAUUCCUGAGCCACCACCUAUAUGCUAUCCUCGUAAAAAUUAUCCAUUUCAGUCAAGACGGGAUGUUUCAACAGCUGAAAUUUACCAGGGGCAACAGGUGGAUAAUAGGCAGUCCUACCAUUCAGGGUCCUCAGGCCCAUCUUCUCCUUUGAAUAAUACUGCAGUUCACAAAACUCAUCUAAGUGCCUGGACUGAAUCCAAACAAAAUUUUGCUAGCAACCAUUCCAGUCCUGCCCACUGUACAGAGGAAGUACAGUAUGGAAUGACUCAACGAGCACCUAUUCCCAGGCAUAUCCCAGCUUCUGGUUCUUUCUCCCAGUACCCCAAUAGCAGUUGUCCAGGUUCUGUAAUCUCCCCCUCACCUUACAUUCCUCCGACUUACUCUAUGCCCAACCAUAGCUGUUAUGGACCCCCCAAACAUCUUCCUGAUCAUCACUCACAUGGUGGAUUGAAGGAUGCACAUCGUGAGGGCAGGCCCUCACGGGAAUGCAUUCGAGCUGGACCCAAAUCUAUUAGCCAUCUAGAAUGCCAGCAGGCCUUGUCCAAUUGGAUCUCAAGUCAAGUACCACGGCGAAGCUCUUCAGAGGAGCGGUGCAGUGCUAUGCCACCUCGUUACCGAAGUGUAUCACAAGACCAUCUGGGAGAUGUUCCAUCCUCCCGAGGAUGGUCUCAUAGUGCUUCCCAAGAAACUUUAAUCCAGUCUUCAGCUCAUGAUAACUGGAGCUACCGUGCAAGAUCAGAUAACUAUCUCAUGAAAUAUGGGCAAUCCAUGGAAGCUCUUGAACAGGCUGACUUGGUUUCUCCUAGUUAUGGGAGGUGCAUAUUGCCAUCAGACAGGUUUUACCAGCAUGGGCAAAUUAACCGAGCCCAGCCUAAUCAUCCAAGUACUUGUAUUCCUUCUGCCUCUUCCAGAGAUCCUCCCUCUAUACAUGUGCAAAAACAUCCUUCUCAGCCCAACCUCCAGAGCAUUGAUGACUCUGGUUAUAUUGGCUACCGAAGCUACAGCCCUUCAUUCCAGCGUCGGACUGGCUUGCUCCAUGCUCUUUCUUUCCGUGAUGCUACUUUUGGUGACCUUCCAACAUUUAAUAUUUCUCAAAGGCAAUUGAGUCACUCAACACCAUCCUAUGUUGAGAAAGCUUUACCUACUGCUCUGCUUUCAAGUGCUCCUUCUACUUGUCCAGACCCUUUUGUGGCCAGCAACCCAGAGAUCCUAAUGGACCAAAGAUCAGCUAAACAGGAGAAUGAUAUGAAAUCUUUUGAGCAGAUUUCUUCAUCUCAAGCUAUAGAACCAUUACAGUCUGAUGCUGAGGAGAGAAAAGAUGAGGUGGUUCUUCGACAAAAGCCCCCAACUGGACGUAAAAUGCCUCCUCCUGCAAGACAGAUGAAUUUUGUCUUCCCCAGUGAUUUAAAGGAAACAGACAUUUGUGAUCCACCGGCGCUGGCAGCCAAUAAAGAAAACAAGAGGGGUGUGGCCCCUUUGGCUACACCAGAGGAUUCACUUGCAUUCAUCCCAUUUAUUGAUGAACCGACAAGCCCCAGCAUUGAUCUGAAGGCAAAGCACAUCCCUGCUUCCUCUGUGGUUUCCAGCGCCAUGAAUUCUGCCCCAGUGCUCUCUGCUAGCCCUUCUUCACCUACUUUCACCUUUGCCAUGAACCGCCAUUAUUCCCAGGAUUGCAGCAAUAUCAAAGCCAGCCGACGAUCUUCCUACCUCUUAGCCAUAACCACAGAACGCUCCAAGUCAUGUGAUGAUGGUCUGAACACAUUUCGGGAUGAGGGAAAACUUUUAAGGAGGUUGCCAAGCCGUGUGCCUAGCCUACGUAUGUUAAGAAGUUUCUUUACUGAUGGGUCUUUGGAUAGCUUGGGUACCUCUGAAGACACACGUUCAAAGAGGCAUUCCACCUCUGAUCUUUCGGAUGUUACUUUCAGUGAUGUGAGGAAAGAGGGCUGGCUCCACUAUAAACAGAUCCUCACCAAAAAAGGCAAAAAAAUUGGCGGAGGCAUCCGGCAGUGGAAACGGGCCUUUGCUGUCCUGCGUGCACACUCACUCUACUUAUGCAAGGACCGAAGGGAGGCUGUGGCCCUUGCCCCGCCCCCAGGUGAGGAGGAGCAGCCACCAAUCAGCAUCCGAGCGUGCCUGGUAGACAUCUCCUACAGUGACACCAAGAGGAAGCACGUCUUCCGGCUGACGACCGCUGACUUCUGUGAAUGUCUCUUUCAGGCUGAGGACCGGGAUGACAUGCUGGCCUGGAUUAAAGCCAUCAGGGAGAGUAGCAAAGCCGAGGGCGAGGACCCUGGGUUUGCAAGCCAAGCACUGAUCAAUAAGAAACUAAAUGAUUACCGAAAAGUGAGUUCUUCAGGGACCAAACCAGAUUCUUCCCCCAAAGGACUUCGAGUGUCAGGGAUGAAGUCAGAAGGGCAGAAGCAAACAGGAAUAGCUCCACCCUACUCCCCACGGCAGGAUGGAGUAACAGUAAAAGAUGACAGUAUUCCCCAGAAAGCUCCUUGGGGCAUCAACUUAAUGAAGAAGAGCAAGAAACCUGUUCCAAGAGCUUUUGGUAUAAGGUUAGAAGACUGCCAGCCAGCUCCUGACAACAAGAAAAUCCCCCUGAUUGUAGAAGCCUGUUGCAAAGUAGUGGAAGACAAAGGUUUGGAAUAUAUGGGCAUCUAUCGAGUCCCAGGGAACAAUGCUGUGGUAUCCAGCCUACAAGAACAAUUAAACAAAGGGGCAGCAGAAAUCAACUUGCAAGAUGAGAGAUGGCAAGACUUGAAUGUUAUUUGCAGCCUCUUGAAGUCCUUCUUUCGGAAGCUCCCAGAGCCACUAUUUACCGAUGAUAAGUACAAUGACUUUAUUGAAGCCAACCGGAUUGAAGAUGCCAGUGAAAGGAUGAAGACCUUACGCAAACUGAUCCGGGAUUUACCAGGCCAUUAUUAUGAGACCCUUAAGUUCCUAGUGGAACACCUCAAGACAAUUGCAGAUCAUUCUGAGAAGAAUAAGAUGGAGCCGCGAAAUCUUGCCUUGGUAUUUGGUCCCACCCUAGUUCGAACGUCGGAGGAUAACAUGACUGACAUGGUGACACAUAUGCCUGAUCGCUAUAAAAUUGUGGAGACCCUCAUACAACACUCAGACUGGUUUUUCAGUGAUAAGGAAGAAAAAGGUGAAAAGACCCCUAUAGAUGAACAAGAGGCCCAAUCAAUGCCAAAUAUUGAGUACCUUCUGCCCAACAUUGGAAGAACAGCAGCAUCAGGGGAUGCUUCAGAUUCAACUAAUAGUGGAUCAACGAAAUCAAAGGUUUCAUGUGGCUCACGGAAAGAGCACUACCAUAAAGAGAUGCUUGCCAUCUCCUUCAUCUCAGCUGUCAACCGCAAGAGGAAGAAGCGGAGAGAGGCCAAGCGUUUUGGGAGCAGCACAGAUGAUGAUUCUGAGCAUGAGUCAGCUGUCAAGAGAGAGGAGGAGGAGGAGAAAGAAGUGGCUCAGGAGGAAGAAAGAGAGGCUGAAAGAUUUGAGAGCAGCAGCAGAGCUCCAGUUCCUGAUGUGCAGGAUGUCUUCCAAAGCCAGGCAAAACUAGAAGCAGAGCAAGUAGAAAGAAAAGUGGCACCCCGAGGAAGCCCAGAGUUGGCCCUGGAUGCCCGCUCAAUUGUAUCAGGUUAUUCCACCCUAUCUACCAUUGAUCGCAGCCUAUGCUCUGAGGUGCAGUCAGUAGCAGAGAGCCGUGGGGAGGAGGCAGAUGAUGAACGGAGUGAAUUUAGCCAUGUGGAGACAGAUACUGAGAAUAGCUUUGUGCCAAAGCAGCCUGGGAUGCUUCCCAAAGGAGCUGGUGUGGCAAUAGUGGAGGAAGGGGGGGCUGCUGCAUCUGAAAAGAUAUCACACAACCGAACCUCCUUUAGUUCCCAUCACCUCAUGCAGUGUGACACUCUGGCCCGGCGCAAGCUUUUGCGGCCCCGACACAAUAGUGAGUCAUCUUCCAAGGGUAGCACUGAUGUCCCAAGUUCCAGCUCCCCAGGUAGUCAAGAGUCCCUACAGCCUGUGGGUGCCCCUGAGGUCCAUACCCGGCUUUCCCUCACAGAACAACUUCGACUCCGCCUCCGUGGCUCUGCAGAUGACAUGCUGGCAGUGCGCCUGCGAAAGCCACACUCACCUGAGACACGGCGCAAGAAGAACAGUUGGCGGCGCCAUACUGUGGUGGUCCCUGGUGGUCUCAAAGACCUCAAUUAUGAGUGGAAGGAACAACAUGUAUUGGGGACUACUGAGGCUGGUCCACUAGACUCCUCGAAUAGAGGUGCGCUAAGGGACAACAAAGACUCUGGGCUUAGCAGCCUAGAGUCAACCAAAGCUCGGUCUUCCUCAAUCACACCAGGGAACAUGGCAGUUCUUAACCAGCAGAGUGAGCCACAGCAUCGUAAAGGCAGCUCUGAGGGGCGUUCAGCUCCCCGACGUACAGCCUCUUUACGUUUCCACCAAUGUCUUUAGAUAGCCUUUCGUUGAAGCUCUUGUAGAAUGGAUGAAAGGAAAACUUGGUUUGCCCAUAGUAAUAACCUUGUCUUAGAAUGGAGGAGGGUGCUCAUAGGUGCAGUCACACUUGAAAGUUCCUAGUACUGGCCUUACUUUGUCUUUUUUGAUACCUCGAUCUGCCGUGGAGCAUGAGACUCUCCUCCUACCUACUCCAUACCUAGCUUUGCUUUCUAAUUCCCCCUGAUAUUAAUUUAAUCACACCAAGGUUUUGUGAUUUAUGAAUUUAUUUAUUCUCAUCUUUCCUUAUCUCCAGGAUGGCAGUCAAAAACAAAACAAAAAGCUGAGGUAGGUCUGAUAUAAGGAGGGUCACUCAUUCAGCCCAUAGAAAGAUCUUGAUUUGGAAUUGACCAGAAUUAUCCAGUGGAUAGGAUAAGUAGCUUCAUCCCUGAUUUAAAAUACUAGGUCUGCAAUUAAGGGAUGUUUUUAGAAUUCCUCCAGUUAAUUAUCUCUUAACUAUCUCCUAAUUUUCACCAGUCCAUGGUACUUCUUUUCUGUAUUUAUCUGAAAGAGGGCUUGGAACUGGGCAAAUCAGAUCAGAAAUAUUCAUGAAUUGAGCCCACUUCCAUUUAAUCUCUGCUGUGGGUUCACAUGUACAUGAUGGAUUCCUCUCUAUUCAAAGUUCCUCUCACUGUUAUCUAAGUGGCAGUUGAUGAUGUUGGGAGGUUUUGAAUGUUCCCCUAAAAAUACCCAUUACUCCUUUUCUACCUUUCCUCUAGAAAAGCAAAUUCCCAAAUCUUCCAUCUAUCAUGCCUUGGCCUUUGUCAGGUUCCUUCAGGGAGGGCUGUAUCAUCUUGACUUCUAGCACAUGCAUCAAAAUUUUGUAGAUAUAAACAAACUCAGGAUUAUGUAUGGUAUAGUCUCAGCGUGCACUUGAGACUGUUUCAUGUGAAAACUGCAGAGCUAUAAUGGUCCCCAAAAGGUGCAUAAUCUGUCAAAUUUAAAGGGCACUGCUGUUCUCCUCCUCCUACUAAAGUGAUGUCAUUUCUAAUUCCCAAAAGUCACAAAAAGAUCUAUAACAUCAGACUAUCUGAUAUAUUGCAGCUUUGGCUUUGAAAGCUUUGGCUGCAGUAAAUCUGCUGGUAUUUAAUAGCAUCUCAAAAUGCUUUGGUUUUGUUGCAAGAUUAACAUGAUAUAUAUGUAUAAACUGAUGAUAUGAAUUCUAAAUGAUACAGAACUAAAUGGUACAACUCAGUGUGCCUUUAAGAAUAUAGUCCAAUUUUUGCUUGGCUGAUCUAAGAUUUUCCUGUAAGUCUUAGCUACGGAUGCAAACUUUUUCCAGAUUGAUUUUUCCUUUCAGGCUGUGACAGUAUCCCCAUUUGAAUAGCACUCUCUGCUCCUAUCCUCUCAUAACGGAUAGUACAGUCCAGGGGAAACAGGAUGUGAUUAACACCCAAUAACACAAUACUAUAUGCAGAAUUCAUGAAGGCAGUAUUUUAGGGAGAAAAUUAGUUUAUGCAAAUGAUAAUUGUGUGGAGUGAAUCACCUGCUAAGGUGGCAUAUGUGUACUAUGUUUUAGUUAACAAUGCUUUUCCAUGUAACUGCCUGUGUUUAGUGGGGAAAGAAUGAGUACAGGCGCUAUGUGAUUUUGGGGUUUGGGAAAAGAGCAAGAAGAAAUAGCGGACAAAUACACCAGGGCCCUGUGCAGAAGUGCCAAAAAGCAGUCUCAGUGAUUUUUUAAAAAUUUCUUUUAGGAUUUCCAAAGCGUAAGUUGACAUGAUUCCAUUCAAGCCUGUUAUGAUGAAGGGCUGAUGUCAAGUCCGUGCCAUCUUCUGCUUUACUGGUAUCUUCCACAACUCACUGUCUCUCACAAAAGAGCAAUAUUUGAUUUUUCAUGGUGCUACAUUUAUUUUCAACAAUGUCUUUCUCUUAGUUUUCUCAAUAUACUACAUGGAAGUAAACCAAGGAGCCAUUUUAUUACAUGUUGCAGAUCAAGUAGGGUUUCCAUUUUGCUAUUCCUUCAAAAUGAGAGACUUACAUUUGUUUCUAUCUUGUGGAUAUAAAUGAUUCCCAUGCCUUAUGUCUCUGUAGAAUUUUAUUUGGUCAUAAAAGCAGGAAGUACUUUUGUGAUGAAUAAAUAUGAGAGAUGAUCUUUUAAGAUACAUGUUUUGGUGUGUAAUAGUUAAUACUUCACCCCUUGUGCCUCAAAAUAAAAUUGUUACCCCUUUGGAAAUAGUUGCAUAACCCUUAAGAAAAAAAAGGUUGCUGUGAAAUAACUUUUUCCACUUUCCUAUCAAGACUCUUUUAAUACUUGCUUAUAUUUUAACUGAAAAAGAAAAUGAAAAAGGCAGUUUUGUGGGAACCCAAAUCAAAAUCUUGAUAUUCUUGAAAUUCAGUGGGUAUUGCAGAGCAAACUGCUGUGUAUAGCAUAGUCUACAUCAAAAGUACUUUCUCCUCCUUGCAAAAAAUAAUAAUAGAAAAAAUGGCAAAUUUCUCUUAAAUUUCAGUAUUUGCAGAUACAUUCCAAAAUCAUUAUCACUGAAUGAAAAGAAAAUAUCAUUUUCAUGGAAAUAACUGUCUUAUUACAGGUUGUGUUGUUUUGUUUAUGUACCAUAUUCCAAGUAUUACAUUCCUGUUGUAACACCAAAUAUAAGACUUAUAUCUUAAAUUUUUAUUAUUACCUUCUGAUGACUCAAGGCCUCAACACAUCCCAUCCCUGCCUCAAACUAUCAUCUUAUGAACCUCCUAUAUAAUAGGUUGGAUAGUCAGACUGUAGUUCAUGUCAGAUUUCCUUUCCAGCCUUUUUCUUCAGCAGGAAACAGCAUUGAGACCGUGUGCUGUACUUCAAAUGAUACUUUCACUGCUUCCUUCAUUCAUUGAAUUGAUCAAGGCUUCCUUAAUACAUCCAGGCUUAAAAAAUCAAUGAAUAUAUUAGUAUGGCACACCAGUUUAAGUGCUGCAUUUAAUAUUAGCAAGACCAGCAUUGAAAUCUAUCCUUAAUCAAGGAGAUCUUGUCCCUUGCCUGUUCUUGUUGUGUAUAAUGUCAAACUAAUAUACAACAAGAACAGGCAAGGGACAGGAUCUCUUUGGUAAAAGGAUUUCAAUGCUGGUCUUGCUAAUAUUAAAUGCAGCACUUAAAUUGAUAUGCCACACUGGUUAUAGACAUGGUGUAAUACAUUUUUCACUAUAGUCUGGCUAGCUCAUUCUACGAUGUCUGUGGUUUAAUGACAGAUGGCUAUUUUUUGUAGGAAGGGUUAGCUGUAGGUACAUUUUUUGUGCAGAUGUCAUCAUGAAAAAAUGCUUUGUAUCUGGACUUUUUAAGAAUAAUGUGUAUUAAAGUUGAUGGUUCCUCUCUGCCAGCAUCAAUUCACAAGAACACUAGGCACUAAAUGUCAUACUUUGACCUAAUGUCAUCUUAUCGUCCCUGCAGAGUUGGUUGCAAUGUUACAUUUUCAGGAAGUAAGUGUCACCACAGAUGCAGCAGUGGGGCCAAAACAGAAUGACAAUGAAUGGGAGCUUGCCAGCUUGAUAAUUAUUCCAAGUAUUUUAUCUUUAAGGGGGGGGGGAGAGAAACAAUUUAUGUUUUGGUGUAAAAAUGAGGUCCUAUAUAGACAGCACGGACAAGAUUCUAUUGGUUACUGAUUCUUCAUUUGUGUGUACAGUUGCAAAGACAAAGAUAGUACUCAUUCUGUAACAUCCUAACCAAGAACAGAACAGGCCUCUCAAACCUGUUUUCAUUUUCAUUGCGAAAUGAGUGGAUCAGGAGUAUUGUCUGGAAGCACCCCUUGAUUUAGCUAGUUUUGUGACUUGGUAAUUGAACAGGCAAAACAAUUUUAAAAUACACUGUAGCAUCUGUACUGAACUUUUAAACAUUUGAAGCAUUCUUAUUGAACUGUCACAACCAUCUUUAUAAAUUACCUGAUAGAAUUUGCAAUGAUUAUAAAGAGAUGCAAAACAAUUUCACAUGAAGUUAAGACAACCUGUGGCCUCUUGAUCCGUGCAGUCUUUUGUAUUUCUUCCCCUACUUCAAUAUUUAACAAUAUGCCAUUCCUAUAUAUGUCUCAGUCUAAUGCUAACAAUAAUAGCCUGUAAGACAGUGUUUCUCAAACUUGACAAUUUUAAGGCAUGUGGACUGCAACUCCCAGAAUUCCAUAGCCAGCAUUGCUGGCUAUGGAAUUCUGGGAGUUGAAGUCCACAUGCCUUAAAAUUGUCAAGGUUGAGAAACACUGCUGUAAGAGUAGAGCUUCACUCUUGGGAAGAGGUAGGCAAGUGACUGGUGCUUUGUAUGGCCUCAGCCCACUCACCCCUUAAAAACUUGCAGCAUAUUGUAACCAGAGGAGUCAUAGGGGGAUGUCAAAAAGUCAAGAUGGUUUGUGUGAUUGUACAAUUGAAGCUGUGUGUCACAUGAUGAAAAAGAGGCAGGUACGACAUUUCCCUCAUACGAUCUUGAUUUUUUGAACAAUCCCUGCUGGUGGAUACUCUUGAUUAUCUUCUGGGUUUGUUAUUUAUCAGUAAUGACUCAGUGUCUGUCUGUGUGAAUUUUUUAAAAACACAUUUUGCAAUCAUUCUUAAGGGUUCAUUGUCUCACUGCCCAUCUAGGUGUGAAAAAGCAUCCCUUUUGCUCACAACUGGAUUCUCCCUUCCAGACAAAAUCCAUCAGAUUGAGACUACCCAGUUCCAUGUGAAGUAGAGUUGGACUGCAAGCUAAAGUGGUGUUUUAUACUUCAAAAAUUUCAAUGUGGAGUUAAAGUAUUACAGAAGUGCCUCCUUGGUGCUGUCAGAUGGCAGCUGUUUUCUAUAUGCAUCUGGUGUGCAACAUAUGAAAAAAAAGGACAGAGCUAUGGUCAUCUGCUCGUAGUUGCCAUGUUGACUUCUCUUCAAGCCCUUAUUACAAGCAUACAUGUUUCAUAUAUUUUUUUUUUGUUCUGAGGGAGAUGGUCCCAAGUUGUCUAUGUGUGCCUUUCAUGAGAGGACUUCUUUCCUUAUUUGUUACAGGCUCUUCAGUGACUGGUGGUUGGAGUGUUAGCUUAAGAGGUGGUCAAUAAAUGUAUAAAAUAUAUUAAAAUAUUUUUUGAGGUAAACAAUCUUAAAUUCAAAUUUUAAUUGUUCAUAUGACUCCAUUAUUACUUCUGCUUGAAGAACAUUGAAACUUGAAAGCUUAUCUAGGAUUUAGGUAAUUGUAUGUCUCCUUAUAAAAAGCCCCAUCUAUCUUCUAGUGUUGGCCUGUUUGUGACUUUGAAACUCAAUCCCUAGUGGGAUGUAAAGGACUUAAACUCUGUGCUAUUGGGAACAUAAAAAGAAGCUAAACCACAAGGAACCCAAACUACAAUUUCAGUUUGUGCUGUAUUUAAAGAAGCAGAAAAUGUGUCUCUCCUUUGCUCUAUCUUCCAUGUGUUCUAAGUAUCUGUCUUACCACAAUUCAGUUUUGGACUGAAACCUUGGAAAGGAGCAUGUAGAUGUGUGCAGGUGUGGAAUUUAAAACUGAACAAAAUUAAGUAGUUGGCUGUACUGUAAUACAUUGUCCUUAUCUUUUUAUGCAACUAUGUGCUGUAAAGUUUUAUUUUUCACCUUUUUCACAUUUAUUUUGUAAAUAGCUUUUAUGUGUGUAACAUAUGAUAAAGAGUUUAUAAGGAUUUUUAAGGGGAGUGGGGGAAGCCCAAGACUUUUUUUUUUUCCUUUUUAAAAUGCAAGUUAUACAACAGCAGAUAUUUUGGGUUUUUUUUUUUUUUUUAGAAAAAAACAAAACUUUCUUGCAUGGUUUGUCCCUCUUUUCAUCUUUAUGUUGUAUAAUAUAUAUGGUCAAACAAAACAAUUCUGCUUUAAACAUAGCUCCAAAAUUACAAUUAUAUAUAUAUUGGAAAUAAACUGUCUUAUUCAGAAAACAA